Molecule: messenger RNA, 2019 nt
Organism: Penicillium canariense
Lineage: Eukaryota; Fungi; Ascomycota; Eurotiomycetes; Eurotiales; Aspergillaceae
Product: Zn(II)2Cys6 transcription factor
Exons: 5
Coding region: 1-2019 (672 amino acids)
Biological process (GO): DNA-templated transcription; regulation of DNA-templated transcription
Cellular component (GO): nucleus
Molecular function (GO): DNA binding; DNA-binding transcription factor activity, RNA polymerase II-specific; zinc ion binding
Source: RefSeq, a predicted model, not a curated record
AUGGAGAAUACCGACCCCCACUACUCAGAAAGACCCACAAAAGGGUCCGGCAAGCCUGUGAGCCAUGCAGGUGGGCGGAAGAAGGCUAAAUGUCCUGGAGAGCAGCCGGUCUGCUCUCUAUGUGCUAGGCUGCGUCAGGAAUGCGUAUAUGCAGAGGAACGGCGACGGCUACAGGCUUUAGAGGAAGCUUCAAGGUUUCAUGCAGCAAGCCUACCAGCCCCGCAGACGCUGGAAGACAGGUUGCGGAGCUUAGAAGGCAAGCUAGGAGAGGUCAUCGACCAUUUAGGUGCCAGCUCGAAAGCAAACACUUCCGUGGCAAAUGACACUCACUUGCCCAGUGGAAUGACCACGUCCGGCACAAGUGCAACGGUUGUUCUACCUCCUUGGACGGCGAUCGGUCCCAUAGCGGAGCUGUACUUGUUAUAUUGCGAAUCGCAGCCUCUGCCCCUGUUUCACAGGAGCAGUUUCAUCAACAGCCUGCAAACACGGGAUAUCGAAGUCAUCUACGCCAUCUUAGCCUUGAGCCUAAGGUUUUCAGAUUCGCACCGGGAUUCUCACAAUUUAACCGAACAGGUAAAUAGCUAUGCUGAAGUAGCGCGCGGCCUUGUGAUGAAGCGGGUCUCGGAAGGGCCAGUUGAGGUCUCAACACUCCAAUGUCUUUGUCUACUGAGCUUGGUGGAUUUUACAAAUGGGAAUACGCAUCGCUCCAGCAUUCACAGCAGCCUUGCCAUGAACCUGGCUCAAUGCGCAAAUCUCGGCCUAGAGCCCCGCGCCCCAAUCAGCGAGAUCCACCGCGAAGAGCGCAGACGCUGUUUCUGGAGCAUCUGUCUGCUGAAGCGACUACACGGUGGCGACUUUUCAGUAGAUCUUCCGGAAGUAGGGGGCCCUGCUUAUCCUCAGAGUCCACCUAGACCACCACGAAUGCUCUCCCCAGGUCCUACACCCCCCGAAACGCGGAGAAGCGAUAUCCAAGAUCAAGGCAUCAUUGCCUAUGUCAUCAUGCUGAGCGAGGCCUUUGCACGGACUGCACGAUAUGUACGGCUCCGAGGACGACCGAGCAAUGUCCCGCCGUGGUCACCGCACUCCGAUUAUUCGAAGAUCAUUGCACUACAGAUGGACCUCGAGACGCGCAUGCCUCUCACACAUCGAUUCAAACCGGCCAACCUCAGCGACAGAUCCUUGGAGGAGCUACAAGCUCACCGAGAAUACUGGGGACCUUGGUUCUUGAACCAAUUCAUGUACCAUACCAUGCUGUGCCUGCUCAAUCAUCCGCUUUUGCUAUCCCUGAGCCUGCGCACUUUCCGGAGCACUAUCCCCGAGAUAUUCCUCCAGCAUACCUCCGACCUGAUCUCUUCCCAUACCACCUGGAUCAUCCACUUCAUCAACUACUUCGAAGAGAAAUCCUUCUUCAUUUCCGACCCACUACUGGGCUAUAGCGCCGCCGUCGUCGCCACCAUCGAGCUGCAGCUCAGCUUCACCGAGAACCCCACCAUCCGCAACCAGAAGCGCGACCGCUUCACCAAAUGCGUCAAGUUCGUCCAGCAGAUCGGCGAGCAAUGGCCUCACAUGGCCCGCCUCGCUCAACGACUGCAGCACCUCGAAGACGCCGUCUCCGCCACCUACCAAUCCGACCCCGACGCGCAGAACCAAAGCCUCCUGAUCGACCUCUCCCGAUUCUGGGAAAUCCUCGAGUACUCAUCGAACAGUGACGCAAACUCUGCCCGCCGUCUUUUCGGCGACUCACUGUACACAGGUCCCUCCCCUGCAAAUGCGGAAGUGUCACAGACUUCUCCACUGCCUGCGCCAACGCGCAUUGGCGAGGAGAGGCCGGCGAGUCUCCAGUCGCCGCGCUUUGGUUCCAAUGCGGCAUUUGCGGACUACUCGGCCAACUCGCUGGUCUCUCCACAGCAGCUGACUUUGACAAACGACGACUUUUCGAUUCUUGCAACGAACUUCUUUUCGCAGGGACAGGAGUUCCUGCGUGGUGGGGAUACUUGGGAUAAUAUUGGGAACUUUUAG